AUGCUCUCCCUCACAUGUCCCUGCGCAACUCCUAGAAAGGGGAACAUCGCUCGUCGCUCUCACCGCAGAGUACGUCGACGAUAUUCAUAUCCCCAUCCGCCCACACCUCCACUGUGUUCAAGAGAUUACCCUUCUCUCCCCUUCCCGCUGCCUCUGCAUCUGCCAUAUCCCACCAACGAUACGCCGUUCAAUAGCUACGACCCGUGCGACCUUCCCAUUCAGCAACCACCGCCGCUUGAUCUAGCUCCGCCUCUUCUAGGAUCGACUAUCCUACGUCCGAAUCUCUUCCAGCAGGGUAUCAUACAGCCAAAUCCUGUCCCGCGACACUUCAUACAGCCUCCUCCACCUAUCUAUCAGCCGGGUCCGCCCUCGUUUCAACGUCCAGCUUUCCCGCCAGUGGUGUUGCCCCCUCCACCGCCACCACCGCCUCAGCCAAUUCUUGUCGGACAACCAGGUCCUCCGGCAUUACCACCAUUGCUUGUUGCUCCACCACCAAUUCUAGUCAACAAUCCGCCUCCAGUUCUUGUCAACCACCCCCCACCAAUUCUGGUUGGUCCUCCGCAGGCUAUUAUUCCGGCCCCGCCAAACUUCAAUCCUCUACAGCAGGUGACUGUUGCCCCUCCAGCUCCCCGGGCCCAAGUGCCAGCUCUUCCACCACCACCAGUACAAGUACCACCUGCAAAUCCACGGCCAAUUCUCAAUCAAAAUCCUGCAUACCCUGCUCCUGCCAACCCUCAGAAUCAGCAACCGAACAAUCCUCCGAACCCACAGAAUAAUAACGCACAGGUUGUACCCCCUGCAGGCGCGCAGAACGGACCUCAAGUUGUUGCUGGAGCCAACGCUCAAGGCAAGGCCCAGGCAAUCGCUCAAGUCAAUGCUUCACGAAAGACUCUUAUUCGAGCUUUAACGAAACGCGGAAGCAGGAGACAGAACAUAUUGCUGUGUAUCCAUCACCUUAUCAACGCAAUUUGCGGAAGAAAGAAACAGGGCGGUUAG
Cadophora gregata is the source of this 996-nucleotide messenger RNA. RefSeq lists its product as uncharacterized. Lineage: Eukaryota; Fungi; Ascomycota; Leotiomycetes; Helotiales; Ploettnerulaceae. The coding region runs from base 1 to 996 and encodes 331 amino acids. The record is from RefSeq and is a predicted model, not a curated record. The transcript has a single exon.